AUGGAUACCAUGGCAGAAGAAGCAGCUCAAGUGGUGGCCCUACCUCAAACCGGACUACGGCAGGUACACGAGGAAGACGUGGUCGGUUUCGGUAUAUCCAGUAACGGAAAGUUCAUGAUGUCCUGCUCUGCGAAGACUGAUAUGAUCAUCUACGACCUCAAAGGCCAGAUCCUGGAACGGCUGGACACUUACUUGAUGAACACACAUUCAGCUAAGAUCUCCCCUUGUGGUCGUUUCGUGGUGGCCACAGGUUUUUCACCGGAUGUAAAAGUCAUGGAAGUCUGCUUCACUAGGAAUGGAGAUUUUAAACAGGUGGUUAAGGCUUUUGAGCUGACGGGACACAAUUCCGGAAUCUACGAUGUGGCAUUCACACCUGAUACGUCACAUAUUGCAACUAUAUCUAAAGAUGGCACGUGGAAGCUAUUUCAUACUAACAUCAAGUACACACUCGGCGAGUCACCGCACGUGUUAGAAACGGGAACCUAUACACCAGGAGUUAAUCCGCCACGCAUCGCUCUCUCACCCAACGCCGAAGUACUAGCUUUGGCCUGCGACACCAACGUUUCCUUCUACGAUACAUACACUGGCAAAUUGUUUGGGACCGUCGAGAAUAUCUACUCAAGUUCAAUAAACUACGUAUCCUUCGAUUCAUCAGGUCAGUAUUUGUACGUGUGUGGCGAGCGGGCAGUGCGCAUACUUCAUAAUGUUUGUGGUUGGUCGACUAGUAUUGAUACAUGCACGAGACUUCUUGCAACUAAACAGACCUCUGCCACAGUUGAAAGACUUAACAAGACUAUCCAGGAAUGUAAGGAGAAGUUAGCUAAGUUUAACAACUAA
Messenger RNA from Pieris macdunnoughi, 837 nucleotides. The record is from the annotation of a GenBank genome assembly. NCBI's taxonomy places the organism in Eukaryota, Metazoa, Arthropoda, Insecta, Lepidoptera, Pieridae.